AUGGAGAUCUGGGACCAGUACAGAGAAUGUGUCAUGGAGACCUGGGACCAGUACAGAAAAGGUGUCAUGGAGACCUGGGACCAGUACAGAGAAGGUGUCAUGGAGACCUGGGACCAGUACAGAGAAGGUGCCAUGGAGACGUGGGACCAGUACAGAGAAGGUGUCAUGGAGACCUGGGACCAGUACAGAGAAGGUGCCAUGGAGACGUGGGACCAGUACAGAGAAGGUGUCAUGGAGACCUCGGACCAGUACAGAGAAGGUGCCAUGGAGAUCUGGGACCAGUACAGAGAAUGUGUCAUGGAGACCUUGGACCAGUACAGAGAAGGUGUCAUGGAGACCUCGGACCAGUACAGAGAAGGUGCCAUGGAGAUCUGGGACCAGUACAGAGAAUGUGUCAUGGAGACCUUGGACCAGUACAGAGAAGGUGCCAUGGAGACGUGGGACCAGUACAGAGAAGGUGUCAUGGAGACCUCGGACCAGUACAGAGAAGGUGCCAUGGAGAUCUGGGACCAGUACAGAGAAUGUGUCAUGGAGACCUUGGACCAGUACAGAGAAGGUGUCAUGGAGACCUCGGACCAGUACAGAGAAGGUGCCAUGGAGAUCUGGGACCAGUACAGAGAAUGUGUCAUGGAGACCUUGGACCAGUACAGAGAAGGUGUCAUGGAGACCUGGGACCAGUACAGAGAAGGUGUCAUGGAGACCUGGGACCAGUACAGAGAAGGUGUCAUGGAGACCUGGGACCAGUACAGAGAAGGUGUCAUGGAGACCUCGGACCAGUACAGAGAAGGUGCCAUGGAGAUCUGGAACCAGUACAGAGAAGGUGCCAUGGAGACGUAG
This is a messenger RNA of Chionomys nivalis (European snow vole), 837 nucleotides long. Its product is annotated as apolipoprotein A-I-like. The record is from RefSeq and is a predicted model, not a curated record. NCBI's taxonomy places the organism in Eukaryota, Metazoa, Chordata, Mammalia, Rodentia, Cricetidae. The transcript has a single exon. Bases 1 to 837 code for a protein of 278 amino acids.